GCGGACGAUCAGGCCGCCCGCGCGGCCUUAUCGCCGCGUAUCAAAGUCCGCGCGUGCGGCAGUAGUAGGGAUCGAGGAUAGUGUCCGACGCGGGCGAUGCGAGAUCGCCGCGGCCACUCGGACGAUCGUCGUCGCCGUCGUCGAUACCAGGAAGUCGUUCGCCUCGUAGACCGUGCCGGCCUCAGAUGGUAGCGAUCACCACGUGUCGCGCCGCCGCGACGGCUCUCAGGGCCGUCAUACUGGGUGCGCCGGCGUCUGGCAAGGGCACCGUCUCCUCCAGGAUUGUCCAGCAGUUCAACGUCACGCACAUCUCCAGCGGUGACAGGCUGCGCUUCCACGUGUCCACCGGCACUGUUCUAGGCAAAGAGGUGAAGAAGUAUAUGGACAGUGGUAGCUUCGUGCCGGACGAUACAAUGAUAUCUCUGAUCGGCGACGAGAUCGUUUCGGUUGCGGAUCAGAAUUGGCUGCUGGACGGAUUCCCGAGAACGUUGACGCAGGCGGAACGAUUGCAGAGGCUGCAUCCCAUCAAUCUCGUGUUGAAUCUCGUGGUGCCGACCGCCGUCAUUCUAGACCGCGUCAAGAGUCGAUGGGUCCAUCUACCCAGCGGUAGGGUCUACAACAUCGGCUUCAACGAUCCACGAGUGCCGGGCAAGGACGACAUAACGGGCGAGUCGUUGUGCCAGAGGGAGGAUGACAAGCCGGAAGUCGUACAGAAGAGGCUGCAGGAUUAUGCGACGAAGACUGAGUCGGUUGUGCAGUUUUAUCGGGAGAUUGGAGUACUAAGGGAAUUCCAGGGCAACACCACUAAUGAAAUGUGGCCGGCGAUCAGGGAUUGCGUGGCACAAUACUGCUGAGCUUUAGAGAUCAAAUUUUUAGAUAGAUCUAUUUAAAUAUAUGUCGAACGGUCGCGCAGGUCACUCGUAUCCUUAAAUAGGUCUGUCUAGAUCUAUUUAGAUUUCUCUAAAAUCUUGGGAUUUAGAUGUCUCUUCUUCCUUAGAGAUUUCUCUAAAAGAAAACAAUUUUUUGAUAUUAAAUUUACAUUCAACUCUUAUGUCCCGCCUAAAAACUAAAUUAGACUAAAUUAGAUAAAAUCCUAUGCGCCUAAUUUUUGUAUCAACAGAUUAAAACGGAUAAGUCUGUUUAGACCUAUUUGAGACCUACGAUUCGCUCGCAUCACGCGGUUCCGAAUGACAGACAAGAAUACGCGCGCUCUCGUCCGACAGCGACUGUUUUUCUAUCUCGCGAUGAUAGAGAGAACGCAGCAUAUUAUAACGUAAUUCGCACACGACGCUCUCUCUCACGCACCAACGCACACAAGCGUGCAUGCCAUUAGGUUGUAAAUACGCGAUAUUGCGCCGACAAUAAUGGGCUCGCAGACGUUCCCGAUGCAGAACGCGCCUAGGCAAUACAACGAAGUUUCACGGCAACUCAAAGACAUUGAACUACGCGCGAAUUAUCUCUUUUCUUUCGCGACUAGCGCUUGCACGACGAGCCGUUGUUUGGCCAAAGUUCGAAGUAUAGUACAAAGUAGGGAUUAUUGUUCGACGAUAAUGAUCGGCGACAUACGUUCCGGGAUGACGUAAUCGUCAUACAUUUCUCAUUUUAUUUCGAGCGUAUAGCGUUAUACAGUUGUAAGAGAGAUAUAUAACAACGUUCAAUAUUGUGUACAUAUUCAACAGUAUAAGUACAUUAUACGCAUAUACAUAUGCAUAUAUACAUACGCACACAUACAUAUACAGUAUCAGGCAUCUAAAAGAGUGUGUGUCUAAAUGAUUUUUUAAUAAUAAAUCACUUUUUAAA
Molecule: messenger RNA, 1800 nt
Organism: Solenopsis invicta (red fire ant)
Lineage: Eukaryota; Metazoa; Arthropoda; Insecta; Hymenoptera; Formicidae
Gene: Ak3
Product: GTP:AMP phosphotransferase AK3, mitochondrial
Exons: 4
Coding region: 186-854 (222 amino acids)
Biological process (GO): nucleobase-containing compound metabolic process
Cellular component (GO): mitochondrion; cytoplasm
Molecular function (GO): AMP kinase activity; ATP binding
Source: RefSeq, a predicted model, not a curated record